Molecule: messenger RNA, 1479 nt
Organism: Megachile rotundata (alfalfa leafcutting bee)
Lineage: Eukaryota; Metazoa; Arthropoda; Insecta; Hymenoptera; Megachilidae
Biological process (GO): inner dynein arm assembly; motile cilium assembly; outer dynein arm assembly
Cellular component (GO): centriolar satellite; cytoplasm
Source: RefSeq, a predicted model, not a curated record
UAUGCUUCAUGUAGAAUCGAAGUCAUUGAUAUUUUUUACUUAAAAAUGUCAAGUCGUAUCGAAUAUAUAAUUUCACCAUGGGAAAUCGAAUCAUAUAUACAAAGUUUAAAAGUUUCCGAUCUUCAAGAUGUUGGAACAACAGGAUGGUUAGAAUUUCAUAAAAGAUUAAUGUUAUUGAACCAACAAAGUGUUUUAGAAAUUAACGCUUUGCGGGAAGAAAAUGUAAAGGAAUGGUUUGUUUCUCUGCAAAAGAUUCCAGUUCUUAUAUAUGAAGCUAUACAAAUUGAUAUAUGGAAACAUAAAGUAUUUCCAAUUUUACUUGAAAUGAAUUCAGCUCCAUCAAAUACAUUUAUGCAUUUUACUAUAUUUUAUCAUGAAGACAUUGCAGUUUCUUUGUUAGAGAAUGUUUUGUUUCACAGCGAAAGCGCGGAAUCUAUGGAUGAUUCUAGUUUGGAUCUUGUUGAUUAUGCUGUUAAAUGUGUGUCUACACUUCUUGACACAGGAGACAUUGAAAUUUAUGAAAGCAUAAAAGAUCCAAACUCCUGUUUAGAUGAAAUAUUAGAAAAGAAGAAAGAACUUGAAUUUGACAUUGGUAUGCGCUGUAUUUCUAUUCUUCGUUAUUUGGCCGAAUAUGCGGAUAAUUUACCCAUUUGCGUGUUAUCGCGAUUACUUGCUACUCAUGAUGUACCUUACUUGCUUGUUCAACUGAUUGAAAAUCACCCAUGGAAGAAGGAGAAUGCAGAAGGUGAAAAUAUGUUGUACAAUAGUGGUUGGAAAAAAAGUAAAUCAAAUGAAGAAGGAAAGAUUUCGAAAGUAGAAGCACAAAUAUGGUUCGGUUUACGAGAGCUGCUACUUAAUCCAAAAAGUGCACCAUACUAUGAAAUCACUGAACACAGAUUAUCUCAAUUGAUAAAGUUACAGAAAUAUUUACACGAGAAUGUAUUGGAUCAAAUCUCUCCACUGAUAGAUUUAAAAAGAUGGUUAAGUUAUUUGACGGUUUCAUCGGGUCACUCUAGAGCACCUCGAGCAGUAAAUGUAGAACUCAUACCACAGAUAAAAUCAUCAAUAGUGGAAAAGUAUCAUAAGAAAUGGAAAAAAUUGGCAAAGCAUCAGUCAAAGUUCUUGUAUACAACAGAUGCAGAAUUAAUUCAAAACGCGGCGCAAAUUUUAAGUGAUGCAUAUGACUUAGAUAAGUUAGAGUGGAUUGAUGUUAAAGAAUGUUUUUUAUGUCAUGAAGAAGCAAAGAAUCGGUGUUCUAAGUGUAAAGAAGCUUGGUACUGUGGAAGAGAAUGUCAAGUAAAAGAUUGGGAAAAUCAUAAACAUAUCUGUAACAAAAUAACAGAAAGUGUAAAGAAUGAGCUACACGAUUAACUUAGGUUACUCCUUGAUAAAAAACAGACGAUUUAUUUGUAAUUAUAUACGAAUAGUUUUAAUUUAGCUUAAUUACUAUAUAAAAUACAAAAAUAUUAAAGGACUAAA